Molecule: messenger RNA, 3490 nt
Organism: Diceros bicornis minor
Lineage: Eukaryota; Metazoa; Chordata; Mammalia; Perissodactyla; Rhinocerotidae
Gene: CYLD
Product: CYLD lysine 63 deubiquitinase
Exons: 18
Coding region: 258-3119 (953 amino acids)
Biological process (GO): protein K63-linked deubiquitination; necroptotic process; regulation of intrinsic apoptotic signaling pathway
Cellular component (GO): cytosol
Molecular function (GO): K63-linked deubiquitinase activity; cysteine-type deubiquitinase activity
Source: RefSeq, a predicted model, not a curated record
CGGCCCGGGACGCGGGCUGGCGAGGCCGGGGAGGCGGCGACGCGCGCCGCCCGAGUUUCCCCCCUUCCAGGCUGAGGAUGGUUUUACACAACAACCUGGAGCCCUUGAGUUGAAAGGUGCGCUCUGUUGAAACAAGCAUGGACACCAAAUUGCUAAAAACUUGCUUUGGGACUGCCAGUGAAUUUAUCUUUUGUGGUUUUACUACAAAUUUAGUAGUUCCCUUUUUUUUGAGUUAAUAUUUUGGAGUUAAUAUCACAAUGAGUUCGGGCUUAUGGAGCCAAGAAAAAGUUACUUCACCCUACUGGGAAGAGCGGAUUUUUUAUUUGCUUCUUCAAGAAUGCAGCGUUACAGACAAACAAACUCAAAAGCUCCUUAAAGUACCAAAGGGGAGUAUAGGACAGUACAUCCAAGAUCGUUCAGUGGGGCAUUCGAGGAUUCCUUCUACAAAAGGCAAGAAAAAUCAGAUUGGAUUAAAAAUUCUAGAGCAACCACAUGCAGUUCUCUUUGUUGAUGAAAAGGAUGUUGUAGAAAUAAAUGAAAAAUUCACAGAGUUACUUUUGGCAAUUACCAAUUGUGAAGAGAGGUUCAGCCUGUUUAAAAACAGAAACAGACUAAGUAAAGGCCUCCAAAUAGAUGUGGGCUGCCCUGUGAAAGUACAACUGAGAUCUGGGGAAGAAAAAUUUCCUGGAGUUGUGCGCUUCAGAGGACCCUUAUUAGCAGAGAGGACAAUAUCGGGAAUAUUCUUUGGAGUAGAACUACUGGAAGAAGGUCGUGGCCAAGGUUUCACUGAUGGGAUAUAUCAAGGGAAACAGCUAUUUCAGUGUGAUGAAGAUUGUGGGGUAUUUGUUGCCUUGGACAAGCUAGAAAUCAUAGAAGAUGACGACAAUGGAUUGGAAAGUGAUUAUGCAGGUCCAGUGGACACAAUGCAGGUUGAACUUCCCCCUCUGGAAAUAAACUCCAGAGUUUCUUUGAAGCUUGGAGAAACUAUAGAAUCUGGAACAGUCAUAUUUUGUGAUCUUUUGCCGGGAAAAGAAAGCUUAGGCUAUUUUGUUGGUGUGGACAUGGAUAAUCCUAUUGGCAACUGGGAUGGAAGAUUUGAUGGAGUACAGCUUUGUAGUUUUGCAAGUGUUGAAAGUACAAUUCUUUUACAUAUCAAUGAUAUCAUCCCAGAUAGCGCAACACAGGAAAGGAGGCCUCCCAAACUUGCCUUUAUGUCAAGAGGUGUUGGGGACAAGGGUUCAUCCAGUCAUAAUAAACCAAAGGCUACAGGAUCUACCUCAGACCCUGGAAAUAGAAACAGAUCUGAAUUAUUUUAUACCUUAAAUGGGUCUUCUGUUGACUCACAACCACAAUCCAAAUCAAAAAAUACGUGGUACAUUGAUGAAGUUGCUGAAGACCCUGCAAAAUCGCUUACAGAGAUCUCUCCAGACUUUGGACAUGCAUCACCACCACUGCAGCCUCCUUCCAUGAACUCAUUAUCCAGCGAGAACAGAUUUCACUCUUUACCAUUCAGUCUGACAAAGAUGCCCAACACCAAUGGAAGUAUCGGCCACAGUCCCCUUUCUCUGUCAGUUCAGUCUGUGAUGGGAGAGCUAAACAGUGCACCUGUGCAGGAGAGCCCACCCCUGGCCCUGUCGUCUGGUAACUCACAUGGUCUGGAAGUGGGCUCACUAGCCGAAGUCAAAGAGAAUCCUCCUUUCUAUGGGGUCAUCCGUUGGAUUGGUCAGCCACCGGGACUCAGUGAAGUACUAGCUGGACUGGAACUGGAAGACGAGUGUGCGGGCUGUACAGACGGGACCUUUAGGGGCACCCGCUAUUUCACCUGUGCCCUGAAGAAGGCGCUGUUCGUCAAACUGAAGAGCUGCAGGCCCGACUCGAGGUUUGCGUCCCUGCAGCCGGUUUCCAACCAGAUUGAGCGCUGUAACUCUCUAGCAUUUGGAGGCUACUUAAGUGAAGUAGUAGAAGAAAAUACUCCACCAAAAAUGGAAAAAGAAGGUUUAGAGAUAAUGAUUGGAAAGAAGAAAGGUAUCCAGGGCCAUUACAAUUCUUGUUACUUAGACUCGACCUUAUUCUGCUUGUUUGCUUUUAGUUCUGUUCUGGACACUGUGUUACUUAGACCCAAAGAAAAGAAUGAUGUAGAAUAUUAUAGUGAAACUCAAGAGCUGCUGAGGACAGAAAUCGUAAAUCCUCUGAGAAUAUAUGGAUAUGUGUGUGCAACAAAGAUUAUGAAAUUGAGGAAAAUACUUGAAAAAGUUGAGGCUGCAUCAGGAUUUACCUCUGAAGAAAAAGAUCCUGAAGAAUUCUUGAAUAUCCUGUUUCAUCAUAUUUUAAGGGUAGAACCGUUGUUAAAAAUAAGAUCAGCAGGUCAAAAAGUGCAAGAUUGUUACUUCUAUCAAAUUUUUAUGGAAAAAAAUGAGAAAGUUGGGGUUCCUACAAUUCAGCAGUUGUUAGAAUGGUCUUUUAUCAACAGUAACCUGAAAUUUGCAGAGGCACCAUCUUGUCUGAUUAUUCAGAUGCCUCGAUUUGGAAAAGACUUUAAACUAUUUAAAAAAAUUUUUCCUUCUCUGGAAUUAAAUAUAACAGAUUUACUUGAAGACACCCCCAGGCAGUGCCGAAUCUGUGGAGGCCUUGCCAUGUAUGAGUGCAGAGAGUGCUAUGAGGACCCCGACAUCUCUGCAGGGAAGAUCAAGCAGUUCUGUAAGACCUGCAACACCCAAGUCCACCUUCAUCCCAAGAGACUGAAUCACAAAUAUAACCCAGUGUCACUUCCCAAAGAUCUCCCUGACUGGGACUGGCGACACGGCUGCAUUCCCUGCCAGAAGAUGGAAUUAUUUGCUGUUCUCUGCAUCGAAACAAGCCACUAUGUUGCCUUUGUGAAGUACGGGAAAGACGACUCUGCCUGGCUCUUCUUUGACAGCAUGGCUGAUCGAGAUGGUGGUCAGAACGGCUUCAACAUUCCUCAAGUUACCCCGUGCCCAGAAGUAGGAGAGUACUUGAAAAUGUCUCUCGAAGACCUGCAUUCCUUGGACUCCAGAAGAAUCCAAGGCUGUGCGCGAAGACUUCUCUGUGACGCGUACAUGUGCAUGUACCAGAGUCCAACAAUGAGUUUGUACAAAUGAGUGGGGUCAUCUGGACGGGCGCAGAAACCCAGCGCAAAAUUCUAACGUUGCGUUUUCCCCGAGCUGGCAGUCUUGUUCCCCGUCCAUUGCCGGCAAUGGAUGUCUCUGUGGGGUGAUCCUUCAGAAAAGGAUUCCUGUGUUUAAAAACAAAUUGCUUUUGUGUUACUGGAGUAUUUAAUAAGAAGCAUUUUGCACUCUAGAAAGUAUGUUUGUGUUUGUUUUUUAAGAAGUCUAAAUGAAGUUAUUAAUACCUGAAGCUUUAAGUUAAAUGCAUUAUGAUAUGAUAUUUUUGGAAGCAUAAAAUUUUAAUUGUGACAGUUUAAAACCUCUUUUGGUCCAUUGAGAAUGUAAAUAAAUGCGUCUUCUUUAUG